Messenger RNA from Schistosoma rodhaini, 210 nucleotides. NCBI's taxonomy places the organism in Eukaryota, Metazoa, Platyhelminthes, Trematoda, Strigeidida, Schistosomatidae. The record is from the annotation of a GenBank genome assembly.
AUGUAUGAUACAUUAUCAAUUUUAAAUGUUGGCAUAUACAGAGUAAAUGACAAGGCGAUAUAUUUUGUUAAUAAUAAAAUAUAUCGUAAUCAAUCCAUUCAUUGCAUUAAUUUAGAAGAAAAAAAAAGUACAUCCUAUUUAGUAUUCAAUGCUUUGAGACAUAAUCAGAAAUUGUUAUCAUUCCAUGUGAGUAAGAAUAUGAAUAAAUGA